CUAAGAUGAACCUGGCUCCAUCCUGUCUCCUCUCACUGCUCCUUCUGCUGGUUGUAACAGGUGUCCAUGGAGGGAGGAUCAUCGGAGGUGCAGAGGUACAACCCUACUCCAUCAAGUAUCAAGCCUCCCUUCUGUUCAUGAACAGCCACUUCUGUGGAGGAACCCUCAUCCACCCGCAGUGGGUGGUGUCUGCUGCCCACUGCUGGAGGCCGAGUCACAUGAUCCAGGUGGUCCUGAGUGAGCACAACAUCUUCGUGGAUGAGGGCUUUGAGCAGAAGUUCAAUGUCUCCUUAGUCAUCAGGCACUACCAGUACACACACUGGUCAUUUGACAAUGAUAUCAUGCUGAUCAAGCUGGACCAUCCAGCUGUCAUUAACACCAUGGUGGAGCCGGCCUCUUUACCGGAUCCAAACCCACCCCCUCUGGCCGACCUUGCCCGGUGCACAGUCAGCGGCUGGGGCGUGACCUGGCUCAACAGCUACAGCCUCUCGCCUGUACUGAGGUCUGUGGAUGUGAACAUCUUUUCCAACUGCUGGUACUACUACUACUUCAGGAUCACUGAGAACAUGAUCUGUGCUGGUUCUCUCUUUGGUGGUAAAGACUCCUGUCAGGGUGACUCAGGAGGACCUCUUGUUUGUAAUGGUAAAUUUGUGGGCAUUGUGUCUUGGGGCAUCGGCUGUGCCUAUGCUUACUAUCCUGGCGUCUACUCCAAGGUUGGAAACUACCUCGGAUGGAUCAACUGGGUCAUCCAGAACAGCUAAUGUGACUCUACUGUGAUGAAGAUUUGAGUGGAUCCUAAUGGAUUCAAAACAUUUUUUGUUGACAGUACUUUUAUAUCAGCAUGAAUACAUUUGCUAAGUAACUUUUUUCCUACUUAGUGAAUGUCGUGUGAGAGGAAAGACUCUAAAAGAUAGUCUUACAUAUAA
Molecule: messenger RNA, 926 nt
Organism: Scatophagus argus
Lineage: Eukaryota; Metazoa; Chordata; Actinopteri; Scatophagidae
Product: anionic trypsin-1-like
Exons: 5
Coding region: 6-761 (251 amino acids)
Biological process (GO): proteolysis
Molecular function (GO): serine-type endopeptidase activity
Source: RefSeq, a predicted model, not a curated record